AAAGCCGCCACCACCACGUCUAACCCGUUUGUUCACAUGGUUUCCGGGGGGUUUACUCGCUUUACUCGCACAGGAAUGAGGUCUGGAGAGGUUUCUGGGGGCUUUACUCGCACAGGAAUGAGGUCUGGACUGGGAAGGAGGCGCUUGACCUUGUUUUGGGGUCUGAUGCUGGUUCUGAUGCUGCUGGCGCUGUCGUGCUGCCCCAGGCCCGCACACGCAGAGAUUUGUGGUCCCAGCAUCGAUAUCGGCAACGACAUCAAUGAAUUCCGGCGUCUGGAGAACUGCACGGUGGUGGAAGGCUACCUGCAGAUCCUGCUCAUCGGGGACAAAAACAACAACGCCAACCAAGAAAACUUCCGCUCCCUGAGCUUUCCCAAGCUGACCAUGAUCACCGACUACCUGCUGCUCUUCCGCGUGUCCGGCCUGGACAGCCUGAGCGCGCUCUUCCCCAACCUGGCCGUGAUCCGCGGGAGGAACCUCUUCUACAACUACGCCCUGGUCAUCUUCGAGAUGACCAGCCUGAAGGACAUCGGCCUGUACAACCUGAGGAACAUCACGCGCGGCGCCAUCCGCAUCGAGAAGAACCCGGAGCUCUGCUACCUGGACUCCAUCGACUGGUCGCUCAUCAUGGACGCCGAGUUCAACAACUACAUCGCGGGGAACAAGCAGUCGAAGGAGUGCAGCGACGUCUGUCCGGGCAUCAUGGAGAACAACCCUCUGUGCAGGAAGACCAUGUUCAACAACAACUACAACUACCGCUGCUGGAACUCCAACCACUGCCAGAAAGGAGGUUUUGCAGACCUUAACAUGUGA
Molecule: messenger RNA, 813 nt
Organism: Cololabis saira (Pacific saury)
Lineage: Eukaryota; Metazoa; Chordata; Actinopteri; Beloniformes; Belonidae
Product: insulin-like growth factor 1 receptor
Exons: 3
Coding region: 37-813 (258 amino acids)
Source: RefSeq, a predicted model, not a curated record